Molecule: messenger RNA, 939 nt
Organism: Penicillium salamii
Lineage: Eukaryota; Fungi; Ascomycota; Eurotiomycetes; Eurotiales; Aspergillaceae
Source: the annotation of a GenBank genome assembly
AUGGCUUUGAGAGUGGCCUUCCUAGGGCCAUUGGCGUCCUUCUCGCAUCAGGCAGCUGCAGAGUCAUUUGGCCGAUUGGCUGCCGAUCUGCAACCGAAGAGCUCGUUUAACGAUGCCUUUGCUGCCCUCCAAAGCAACGAGGCUGACUACGCUGUCAUCCCGUGCGAGAACUCAACCAAUGGCUCUGUCGUCCAGACUCUAGAUCUACUCGCAGAUCGCGACAACUCAUAUCAAGAUGUCAAAGUUUGCGGCGAAUACUAUCUUACCGUGCACCACUGUCUUCUUGCACGUAAAGGCUUAUAUCCCAGCUGGGCCGAAUACGAUGGUUCGAUAACCAAGCUGUACACGCAUCCGCAGGCGUGGGGCCAAUGUGAGACAUUCCUCGGGAAAUACUUCAAAGGUGUCGAGAGACAGGACGUCUCGUCCACCUCUAAAGGAGGCGAAAUCGUCUCCAAGGACACUGAAGAGCGUGGCGGGGCAAUUGCUAGUCGCUUUGCGGCGGAACACCACGGCACCGAUGUGUUGGUAGAAAAUAUCGAGGACCGCGCAGAUAACACAACCCGGUUCUUGAUCUUGAGGAAUGUGCUCGCUGAGCGCACCGCUCAAUUGGAGUUUGAGCAGCCAAACCCGCCUACAGAGGGUUGCGCACUUGAGACUACCCACAAGACUCUGAUCUCUUUCCUGGUCGAUCAUUCUUCCCCUGGUGCUUUGGCAGAUGCUCUACUUAUCUUCAAGAACCAUGGCUUGAACUUGACGAGUAUCAACACAAGGCCUAGCUUGAAGAAGCCCUGGCAGUAUGUCUUCUUCGUUGAAUGUGGAAGGACACCUUCGGAGGAGAACAAGGAUGCCGUCCACAAGGCUAUCAGCGACUUGAGACAGGUGACUGAAUUAUGUAGAGAUCUGGGAACCUGGAAAGACCAGCUCAGUGCAAAUGCCUAG